AUGGAGUUUAGGGAGGAGCGGCCGGUCUCUCCCCACUCCUCGGCUCGCUGCGGGCGGUUGUUGGUCGCUCUUCCCCCUCGCCAUCGCGUCUCCGGCUCUUCUCUUCUCUCUCGGAGGGCUCUCCUUAGGAGACCCGUAGUAUGGGGUAAGUCUCACACCGAGAGAGUAGGAGCGGCCUCUCGCAUGAGCGAUAGCAUGCGGGAGCUGCCCCGUAGAGAGAAGACCCGUUCGAUUUGCUUCGCUCAUCGCCCUGGGGGCGCCCAUUGGAAGGAGGCGGCCCAGCGCAUCCGCGGACCAUGUAUGCACCGGAUACCGAGAGGGGACCAGGCUGGUAUGUCAGGAGAGCGUCUGGGCUCUUCCCCGACCGCCUGA
Knipowitschia caucasica is the source of this 372-nucleotide messenger RNA. NCBI's taxonomy places the organism in Eukaryota, Metazoa, Chordata, Actinopteri, Gobiiformes, Gobiidae. The record is from the annotation of a GenBank genome assembly.